CACAGUUCUCUCGAUCAACAGCUUGAAACAUGGUGCUUGCCGACUUGGGACUCAGAAUCAACACUGCUGUGUCGAGUGCGAUCAAGUCCAGCGAUGUGGACAGCGCCAUCGAUGUGAUGCUGAAGGAAAUUUGCAAUGCUCUGUUGGAAUCCGAUGUUAACUUCAAGCUUGUUGCGAAGCUGCGUAACGAUAUCCGUGCCAAGUUGAACUCCGAUGAGAGUGUGAAUGCGCAGCAGAAGAAGAAGAUCAUUCAGAAAGUUGUUUUUGACGAGCUGUGCGCUCUCGUUGAUACCGGAGCUGAACCAUACAAGCCAAAGAAGGGCAAGAGAAACGUUAUCAUGUUUGUCGGUUUGCAAGGUGCUGGUAAGACUACGUCGUGUACGAAGCUAGCUGUGUAUUACAAGAGAAGAGGGUUCAAGGUUGGUCUUGUGUGUGCCGAUACGUUUAGAGCUGGUGCAUUCGACCAGUUGAAGCAGAACGCUGCUAAGGCCAAUGUUCCUUACUACGGUUCGUAUACAGAGACGAACCCUGUGAUUGUUGCCAAAGAAGGUGUUGAGAAAUUCAAAAAGGAGAAAUUCGACAUUAUCAUUGUGGAUACUUCUGGUAGACAUAGACAAGAGGAGGACUUGUUCCAAGAGAUGAUUGAGAUUGGUGAAGCUGUGCAUCCAAAUCAGACCAUUAUGGUUCUCGAUGCCUCCAUUGGUCAAGCUGCAGAGGCACAAUCCAAGGCCUUUAAGGAGAGUUCUGAUUUUGGUUCCAUUAUUUUGACAAAGAUGGAUGGACACGCCAAAGGUGGUGGUGCUAUCUCUGCUGUUGCUGCCACGCACACACCAAUCGUCUUUAUCGGUACUGGUGAACAUACCCAAGAUUUCGAAAGCUUCAACCCAAAGUCGUUCAUCUCAAAGCUCUUGGGUAUCGGAGAUAUCCAGGGCCUUAUCGAGAAGGUUCAGUCCUUGGACAUUGAUCAUAAGGAUACCAUAAAGAACAUCCAGGAGGGUAAGUUUACCAUUUCCAAUUAUCAACAACAGAUCCAAGGUAUAUUGAAACUUGGACCAAUUUCACAGAUUGCGAACAUGGUUCCCGGUCUGGGCCAGAUGAUGAAUGGUAUAAACGACAAUGAGGCACAGAACGGGUUCAAGAAACUCAUGUGUGUUCUCGACUCCAUGACCAAAGAAGAGCUGGAAUCAGACGGCAAGAUAUUCAUCGAACAACCGUCCAGAAUCGUCAGGGUCGCCCGCGGUGCGGCUCUCCCAGUACACGAGGUUGAGAUGAUCCUCACACAGGUGAAUAUGAUGAGUGGAAUGGCACAGCAGUCUAAGAACAUGAAAGACAGUGGGAUGGCUGGCAUGGGUGGUAACCCAUCCCAACCGCAGAUGCAAAAGAUGAUGAGACAGAUGCAGUCCAACCCUGGCAUGAUGGCCAACGCCAUGAGAAACAUGCAAAACAUCCCAGGCAUGGGCGACAUGAUGAAGAGCAUGAUGGGAGGCCAAGGUGCUGGUGCGGGCGGAAUGCCAGAUAUGAACCAGAUGAUGAAGGCCAUGCAAGGCAUGGGACUUGGUGGUGGUGCACCGGGUGCACCUGCUGGAGGAAUGCCAGACAUGUCUGCUAUGAUGAACAACCCAAUGAUGAAGCAGAUGAUGAAGAACAUGGGGAUGUAAACUAUCUGUCUCUCCAUCUCUCAUUGUAUGGGAGCACACCUCUGUCUUUCCAUCUCCCAUCAUAUAGGAGCACACGUCUGUCUCUUGCUCUCUCACUGUAUGGGAGCACACCUCUGUCUCUCCAUCUCCCAUCAUAUAGGAGCACACGUCUAUACCGUAAUCAA
This is a messenger RNA of Williopsis jadinii, 1822 nucleotides long. RefSeq names its product RNA-binding signal recognition particle subunit SRP54 (gene SRP54). The coding region runs from base 30 to 1658 and encodes 542 amino acids. The record is from RefSeq and is a predicted model, not a curated record. Lineage: Eukaryota; Fungi; Ascomycota; Saccharomycetes; Phaffomycetales; Wickerhamomycetaceae. Gene Ontology annotation, cellular component: signal recognition particle, endoplasmic reticulum targeting; cytosol. Gene Ontology annotation, molecular function: ATP hydrolysis activity; GTP binding; GTPase activity. The transcript has a single exon. Gene Ontology annotation, biological process: SRP-dependent cotranslational protein targeting to membrane; SRP-dependent cotranslational protein targeting to membrane, translocation.